AUGAGUGAGGCUGGAGAGGGCACCCUCAAGGAGGUGGCCGCUUCGGUCUCCCCUCAAGCCAUGCAGAAACACCUGGCAUCCUUGGGAGGCGGAGAUCUGCCCAGAGCCCUAGGUUCCUGCAACCUCAGCAGGGAUGCAAUCCCUAAGGCCACUGUGGUGGGCGCCAAGGGAAAGGCGCCCAAGGAGGUCAUUGCUAAGAGGGUGCAAGGCUCUGUCAAGUGGUUUAACGUGAAGAAUGGGUAUGGUUUCAUCAGCAGGCAUGAUACCCGGGAAGAUGUGUUCGUUCACCAGACGGCCAUCACCCGGAACAACCCUCACAAAUACCAACGCAGCGUGGGUGAUGGUGAGAUGGUCGAGUUUGAUGUGGUGCACUGUGAGCGGGGCACCCAGGCUGCCAAUGUGACCGGACCAGCGGGUGCCCCAGUGGAGGGAAGCCGCUUUGCUGCUAACCGCCCACGCUUCUGCCAGGGCUUCUAUAUCCACCGCCGAGUGCUGCCACCACACAGUCCCAAGGGUACUGAGGACAACGUUGAUGAAGGUGAGGGCAGUGGCGAAGGCUUCAUUGUGGCCCAGGGCCUGGGGCGCCGUCUGCCUGGCCACCCCCAAGACCAAGGACUGCGGCACUUCCCGCACUUCCUCAGGGCCCCAGCCGUGAGCUGCAACCCAUCGAUCCUGGCUCCCAUCAGCGGCCCAUGGCCCAACCACCUGCCAGCGUCUGCCCCGACCUCAAAGCCUGAGAGCGAGCAGAGGCGGGGUCCAGGCCACAGCUACCUGCUGAGUCGCCCUAGACGCCGAGGCACCACCCUUGGUCCAAGACCCUCACCAGGCAUUUCUGAAGAGCUGGCGGUGGAGCACAGGGAGAUGGGACAUGAUGCGAGUGGCGAUCCAGAACAGAGGUCCCAUCCACGCUAUGGAUCCCACCACCCCAAGAACAUGCACUGCCACCUGCAGCAGGUGCCUGGUGCCCAGGGCCAGGAUCCUAAGAGAGGAGAGGGCAAAAUCAAGAAGAACCCUACUGACACACCUGCUUCUGUUGCUGUGCCCAAGAAGAGCAGCACCUCUAAGGGGGAGAACACCCUGGUCAUGGAUGCCCCCUCUGCUGCCUGGGCCAAGUAA
Messenger RNA from Hippopotamus amphibius kiboko, 1116 nucleotides. RefSeq names its product Y-box-binding protein 3-like. NCBI's taxonomy places the organism in Eukaryota, Metazoa, Chordata, Mammalia, Artiodactyla, Hippopotamidae. Gene Ontology annotation, molecular function: nucleic acid binding. Bases 1 to 1116 code for a protein of 371 amino acids. Gene Ontology annotation, biological process: regulation of gene expression. The record is from RefSeq and is a predicted model, not a curated record. Gene Ontology annotation, cellular component: nucleus. The transcript has a single exon.